UCGGAGAGGCGCUGUUUACGCCCCGGAACUGCCCUUGCGGAAGGCAAUUAAAAGCGAUACUUCGGGUCAGCCGUUUGCUUUGCGAUUAAUGUUGGUUUUGAAACUUCUGAAAUGCCAAUUUUGGAAGAAACCGAGAGCGGCAGCAGUUUAGUUUUAGGCUUGUAUGGGUUCAUAGUCGCAUCUUUCGCGGCGGCAGUCGUCAUUCACUUCCUGAGAACUAACGCAAGUUUGAAUUUAAACUACUCCAUUUGUACAGAACUGCUGCUGUUAUUUGUCGGUUCACGUCUGUUUUACACUUAUCUACCGCAAUACGCUGGAGUCGUACUUUUCGCUCUGUGUUGUUACCUGGUUUUUCGAUCCAUCCGUUCCAAUGCAAUUCUUUCUCCACAUGGGAAGGCUGUUUUAAUAACAGGUUGUGACUCGGGCUUUGGUCACAGUCUGGCCAAGCGCCUCCAUCUUCUUGGCUUCCAGGUGUUUGCAACGGUGCUUCAUGAAGAGGGAGAUGGAGCGCAGGCUCUCAGGCAUUUUGGUUCUGAUCGACUCUCAGUAAUUCAAAUGGAUGUUACAGACCGGGCCAUGGUCCAAGAAGUUAAGAAAAAAAUUGAAAAGCAGUUGGGAAACAAAGGACUGUACGCUUUAGUUAAUAAUGCAGGCAUCACAACUUGUUUCUGUGAUGCGGAAAUCAUUCCAACAGAUGAUUUUAAGCAAUGCAUGAACGUCAAUUUCCUGGGAGCAGUUGAAGUUACUAAAACAUUUUUACCUUUGAUUCGUCGAGCAAAAGGGAGGAUAAUUAAUCUUUCUAGUCCAUCAGGAGAACUGCCACUUGCAAGAAUAUCAACGUAUGGUACAUCCAAAGCAGCACUGGAAUAUUUUUCAGAUAUUCUGCGCCAAGAGAUGAAACCCUGGGGAGUACAAAUAUCCAUCAUCCAACCCGGUGCUACCAAAACAGGACAAGUUGGGAAUGUUGAAGUCUGGGAGCAACAUUACAGAAAACUUUUGGAGAACCUCUCUCCAGCACUUCUGGAAGACUACGGAGAAGACUAUCUUGCAGAAUUAAAGCAAGCCUUUGUCAAAGUUGGGCCUCUUUUCCGACAGCAUGUAGAGCCAAUAAUUGAAACCAUUGUUACUGCUUUGUUAGUACAACAUCCUAAGCCUAGGUACACCACAGAAUAUAUAAUUGAUGUGCUAAAAAUUAUUUACUAUUUCCUGCCUUCCUUUAUGAGUGAUGGUGUUCUCAGUAAGGUUUUUGUUCCACACAAACUUCUGCCGAAAGGUGUAAGUUCGAGCAACAUCAGCCAGUAGUACUCUAAUUUUGAAAACCUUGUUAUUGUUUUGUUUCAGGCUGCUUAUUAAUUUUCUGUCAUUUUACAUCCAAUAUAGUGUAAGUGUUCAAGUUUAUUAUUGUCUCAGGCAUACAGAAGGUAUUAGUGCCAUGGAAAGUUAGCUUUUCACAGAACGAGAUGAGAAUACACGUAUGAUAAAAUAAACUUAAAUUUACAUAAAUUAUACCCAAGUUACACAUGUGCAAAAUAACUAAAAAAACAAACAAUGGCACGAGUGAGAGGGAGAAAAUAGACGAUAGUCCAAGGUAUUGUUAAGGUUAUAUUGGUCAGUUCAAGACUCUGAUGGCAGUGGGGGAUGACGUUCUUGCUGAACCUUGGCGUGUAGAUCUUCAGGGUCCUAUAUCUUCUACCUUAUGGCAGCAUUGAGAAGAGGACAUGGGUCAAAUAAUUAGACAGAGGCUGCCUUCUGACACGUAGCCUCAUGGCGUUGUUCUCUUUGGUGCAGAGAGCAGAGAGCUGUACCCAUGAUGGAACUGGCUGAGUCCAGCAGUUUUUGUAGCUCCUUGUGUUCCAGUGCACUGGAGCUUCCAAUGACAAACUGUGAUGCAAACGUGUUUGGUGUGCACUGAACAUGAUCAAGAGUAGGGUAUCCCUCUCCCUAAAGUCACUCUGCCAUUGAAUAAGAUCACAGUUGAUAUGAUCAUUACCUCGGCUUCACUUUCAUUUCUCCUCCUCAUAUUCCCUAUGGAACAAAAAUCUGUUUUGCAAAUGAAAGUAGAAGAUAAAUCAAAUGUUCUGCUCUAUCUACGGACACGAACAUUGAAUUGUGAGUGAUGAAAAGGCUUAUGUAGUGACAUUACAGCAUUCAUAGUAGUCAAAAUGGAAUUAAAUGUUGAAUUGUACAAUUGACUGCUCCCAGAGAACUCUUUGUGGCUCGGUUUUAAAAUCAUCCCACUUGCUUGUGGUCCCUUUGCCUGUCAACAAUCUACUCCUGUCAAGCUUUGGACCUUCUGUCUAAUACUAUAAAAUUUUGCCUUGCCCCAAUCUAGCAGUUUAAUCUGUGGGCCAUGUCCGACACUUUCCAUAAUCAAUUUAAAACUAAUAAAACAAUGGUCAGUGAUCACAAAGUGUCACCUCAGUUACUUGUCCCACCCUCUUAACCAAGAGAAGGUCAAGAUUUGCUCUCACCCCAGUUAGGCCUUCUAUACAUUGCCUGAAGAACCUUCCUGAACACCCUUAACAAAUUCCAUCCCACCUUAGCCCUUAGCACUAUGACUGUCUCAGUCCAAAUCAAGAAAGCUAAAAUUCCCUACUAUGCCAACCCUAUUGUUCUUGUAACCUUCUAAAAUCUCCUUGAAUGUUUUUCCCUGAAUUCCACAUUGACUAUUAGAGGGCCUAUAGUACAACCCCUACAAAGUGACCAUCUCCUGCAUACUUCUCAGCUCUACCCAUAAAGGGACAACCCCUCAGUCAUUUCUUCUCAACUACUGCUGCGAAGUUCUCCUUAAUCAGAAAUGCAACUCACUCUCCUCUCUUACUUCCAUACCUUGGGACACUCCUCCCUCCUGUCAAAGAGAUUGGGAUUUUCUGUGGUUCCAUUUUUGGGACUUUCCUUGGGGCUCAGAAGCCAUGAAACUGGGAUUUUCUGCUGGUUCAUGUGGUUAAUAUGUGGGGGUUUUGUAGGGAUCUCUGAUGUCACACAGCUGGGAUUUUCUGAUGUUCGCUUUGGUCUGGGUUGGGAUUUUCUUGGUGAUCCUUGUGGUUCUAAUGUUUGAACAUUACCUGACGUAGCUGAGCAUUAUGUUAAGCAGGAGGACCAGACCCUUAGCCACCCAGCUCAUUUUUUCUCACCACAUAACCCCAGUGGACAGAUGGUAAAAGAAAGUUGAAUUGGACCUUUGGAGGCCCUCGAGAAUUUGUGGAUCUUCACUAUCAAGGGGCUGUCUCAUUUUGCUGUAGAUUCCCCAGUCAUUGCCAAGCCACCACCACUUAAAUGAAGCCAGGUCUUCACCAUGAAGCAAACUUUCUAGCAGGAAUACAGGACACUGGUGAUCUACUGGCAACUACAAGGGCAGUUCUAUGGCAGUAAAUCCAUUUAGCCAUUAAAUAGACAAGAAGAAAUCCAGAAAAUCUAAAUGGCUGAAAACUUUUUCCCCUAACUGAUAUAACUUGAUAUGCUGACUGACCUUGUUUUUUUUCUCCCGCACUUUUAUCCUUGGUUGUUGUUUUGCAUCAAGCAAGUCUUUUAUGUGAGUUUCUCAGCAAAAAUAAAAGUGACAAAAAUGAGCUUGUUUGUUAAUCUUGGGGUUUGCCUUACUUGAAAGCAAAGCUCGGAGACUGCUCUUUCCCGCCACAUUUAAUUAGAAUCAAACUGACAGCAUGUUUAUGAUGUAAAAAUCAUGAAGUACUGUUUUGGAAGAAAAACAGACAAAUCCUCAGACUAAGUACAGAUAGUUGGAGAACCCCCUUGACUCCAUGAGCUUUUUUUGUAUACAUAAUUGAUGCAUAAAAACAGCUUGUCGUCAAUAACAUUUAUGAAACUUAUCAUCUGGAAAUUAUUUAACUUAUUGCUGAUUUAAUAGAGGCAAGAUACAGUCCUUCUGUUCCUUAGCAGAAGAGAACCAGCAAGAGCAGAGAAGUUACCUCUGAUAUUAGGUAGCAUUUUUUCUGGUAAAUACUGCUGCCUUAAUGCAUCAUGGGCCUCUCGCUCCAGACGCAGAUACAGUACCUAAUAGAAAUGAACCUGAGGAGACUUGAAUUCAACAGCAAGAUGAUAAUAGAUGUUUGUCUUCCUGAAGUUUCCUAAAACUAUAGAACAUUAAUGUUGUAUUGCUUGUAGCCAGGAAAACCAAUGUAGCUCUAAACAUUUGUGUUCAGGCUCUUUUUAGCUAAUACUGGAGGUAGAGGAAGGAGAUGGUUUGGUGCCCACUGCUCUCAGAAUCAAGUGUGGUGCACUGUUGUGGAAUUCAAUGGAGCCAACAACUGUAUCAUCAUUAUACUUAACGAACUACGCAACGGAAGGCAAGGGCUGCUGACGUUUCUAGAAGCAGAGGACAAUUUGUUCAUAGGCUUAAUUCUUUGUCUUCUGUGUUUGAAAGAUCUCUUUACUUUAACAAUGUACGACUCCCCUUCUUGUUUUUUUUUACUGUUUUUAAUGGAGGUCGGGUUUGAGGACGUGAUUUUAAGUUCUUUAACUCCACUUGGUUCCAAGUUAGCCCAUUGCUUUGCUUUGCUUUUAGUUAGUUGCACGGUGGGUUUUUUGGGGUUUUUUUUUCCUUUUCUCUAUUGAUAUAUAUAUAUAUAUACAAAAAUUAGUAUACUAUUAUGUUACCUUAGUAUGUUAUGUUUAAAUUACAUUGCUUGUAUCACUUUUUUUUCUGUAUUAAUAUCUCCUGUAAUUUUAUUAUAUUCUAACAGUGUAUUAGUGCCUAUAUGGCUUACCUUUUUGUAUACUUAUUCAAUAAA
Molecule: messenger RNA, 4748 nt
Organism: Mobula hypostoma (lesser devil ray)
Lineage: Eukaryota; Metazoa; Chordata; Chondrichthyes; Myliobatiformes; Myliobatidae
Product: 11-beta-hydroxysteroid dehydrogenase type 2-like
Exons: 5
Coding region: 112-1302 (396 amino acids)
Biological process (GO): glucocorticoid metabolic process
Cellular component (GO): intracellular membrane-bounded organelle
Molecular function (GO): 11-beta-hydroxysteroid dehydrogenase (NAD+) activity
Source: RefSeq, a predicted model, not a curated record